Molecule: messenger RNA, 1192 nt
Organism: Linepithema humile (Argentine ant)
Lineage: Eukaryota; Metazoa; Arthropoda; Insecta; Hymenoptera; Formicidae
Source: RefSeq, a predicted model, not a curated record
AUGACGGAUGAUACAUCAAGCGAAAGUAUCUUCGAUCAAUUAAUGCACUCAGGGCUGGAAUGGGUUUCUGAACGCCUUACUAAAGCUUGUCCUCCCAAAAAGAAAAAGAGAUGUACAGAGCACAAGAAAGUUGAAGAAGAAAUCGAUAUUGGUCCACCUUGUACAGGACAACCAUACAUAUCUCCUAGUCAAAUUUGCCCUAAAAUGGUCUCCUGUUAUAUAAAAAUGCAGGAUCCUUAUGCUCCUUGCUGUUGUGAGACAAAACCACAACCACCUCCGUGUCCUCCUAAAUACCAUCGUCGACAACUACGUGAAUCAACCUGUGGCUGUGAUCUUUGUAAAAAAGAGGGCAUCAGAAGCAAGUGUUGCAGUUCAACCACAGCCUUUUAUGAUGCAACUAUUGAUCCAAAAUAUUUUAGAAGAGCAUAAAAUCUGAAAUUUUGUGGAAUCAACGUUAUCAUAACCACACAGAUGUGCGGUUAUUCGUGGAAGGUUAAAUUUAGGUGUUCUGUUAUCCUCUAGUGGGAAUACGCUAUACCAGUUAAGGAAUAAUCUUAUCGACGGAAAGGCUCAUUUUGAUAUCCAUAAUGCAUUCGUGUCAGUUGUGUGCAAGACACGCCCGUUUCAACCCGUUUAGAGCGCAGAAAAAAUUUGCUUUUCAGAGUAUUGUCAAUUCAUCAUUAAGGAAGUCGGAUUUUUUUAAAUAAUAUAAUAAUUGCUUUCGUAAAAAUCUCCAAUUAUGCAUUAUUACAAUGAACAAAAAUUUCCGAUCGAUGACGAUCAUACGGGAAGAGGGAUUAUGGUCAUUAUUUUCGGCUUUAUCAAUAUUGAUAGUUUUUUAGUUUCAUAAUGUGUAUCGAUAUCAGCAAUUGCAAUUAAAAAAUUUCGAGAGUGUAUAUCUUUUAAGAUUGAGUAAUUUGAGUUACUAAGCUUCUUAUCAUUGCGUGGAUUUAAGUGUAGUAGAGCGCAAGUCGAGUUUAUUUAUUGAUUACCGUAAUGAUAUGUCAUAUUGUGACAUAGAUAAACAUACUGAGUUUAAAAGUCAUGACUUUUUUUUUUAAUGCCAUAUGUUUUAUGAAGCAAUCGUAAGAAAGUAAGAAAGAACGAUUUUUCUUGAACUAAGUUUCAAUAUUAAUCGCUUUCCUGUCAAAUUACAGAAUGUAUAUUUGCAAAAACCAAGAAAGUGGUUAAA